Diorhabda sublineata is the source of this 1758-nucleotide messenger RNA. RefSeq names its product ADP-ribosylation factor 1 (gene Arf79F). Gene Ontology annotation, biological process: vesicle-mediated transport; intracellular protein transport. The record is from RefSeq and is a predicted model, not a curated record. Lineage: Eukaryota; Metazoa; Arthropoda; Insecta; Coleoptera; Chrysomelidae. The transcript has 4 exons. Bases 328 to 876 code for a protein of 182 amino acids. Gene Ontology annotation, cellular component: cytoplasm; plasma membrane. Gene Ontology annotation, molecular function: GTP binding; GTPase activity.
AGUUUAUAAUUGAAGUUUUCUUUGAAUGGAGAAGUGGGAUACGGCAUUUUUCAUUAAAUGCUAGUAAUUAGUAUUUAUAUCACCAUAACAUCAAAAUUCAAGACAUGCACUACUGUGGAGGUUAGAUCUUGAUGACUAAAAAGUCACGUGGCAUGCGUCAACCAAUGCGACACGCUGAUCCUCAAGACGUGGCAUAAACUACGAUUCUCUUUCAAGUCCGCCAUAUUGACAUUCGACAACUUUUUGGGAGGACGGGUGAAUGUUACAGCGUUUUUCUAAAGUAUAAGGUGUUUUUUUUUCAAAACGUUUAUAAAGUAAGCAAUCACUAUGGGUAAUGUGUUUGCGAAUUUAUUCAAAGGCCUUUUCGGCAAAAAAGAAAUGAGGAUAUUGAUGGUAGGGCUUGAUGCAGCUGGUAAAACUACUAUUUUAUAUAAACUUAAAUUAGGAGAAAUUGUAACAACUAUUCCAACUAUUGGAUUUAAUGUGGAGACUGUAGAAUAUAAGAAUAUUAGCUUUACAGUGUGGGACGUAGGUGGUCAAGACAAAAUUAGGCCGUUGUGGAGACAUUAUUUCCAAAACACUCAGGGCCUAAUUUUCGUAGUAGACAGUAACGACAGGGAGCGUAUAACUGAAGCAAAAGACGAAUUAAUGCGAAUGCUUGCGGAAGAUGAACUACGAGAUGCUGUACUUUUGAUCUUUGCUAACAAGCAAGAUCUUCCAAAUGCAAUGAACGCUGCAGAAAUUACCGAUAAAUUGGGUCUCCAUUCAUUACGUAACCGCAAUUGGUACAUUCAAGCUACCUGUGCAACCAGCGGAGAUGGUCUUUAUGAAGGUCUUGAUUGGUUAUCCAAUCAACUGAAGAACGCCAAUCGUUAGAACAUAAAAAGAGGAGUGCGCAAAAAGUGUGCGAGUGCAGAUGGUUUUUCUUGUACUCUUGUCGUGUCAAUCUCGCGCGCGCGCGCGAAAAGAUUUCGUAUACCAUAUGUUGCAAUUUUUAGUAUCAAAUUGGGUGAUUAGUUAAUUUGAGGGGUCUUGAAUAUUGCAGUUGGUGACUGGUGUUGUACACUACGAAUAAAAAAACAAUAGUUAUAAGUUGAAAAUAAUGUGAAUCUCUGCUUUUUAUGUUGAGAAUUGUAGAUAAAAGUAGAACCUUUUGCAUUAUAACAUGGGACGUUUCAAGAAGUUUGCUUUUGAUAAAUAUUCACACCAAGGCAUAUUUUAUUUUUGACUAACAACAUUCCAAACAAUGUUAUAAAAUUGUGAUAUUUUUUACUCCUCACUUAAAAUGCUUUUCAGUAGAAGAAAAUUUUUGCCAUUAUAAAAAUAUUUUUUUUGAAUAAUUUUUCUUUAUAUUAAAUAAUAAUUGGGAAUUUAUUACAUUCUAAUAUGUUUUGAAGAAUUUUUCAAAACCAUUUAAAAAUAUGUUUCUGUAUAAUUUUAAAAGGUUCCAAAAGAUAUCCCCUUUUUAUUACACCACUUGUCGCUAAAUGCAUCCGUUCUCCCCAUACAAAUUACAUUAUGCUAAAUACGCAGUAUAUAGUGUAUACUAAAAUUAAUUUAUUCGUCGUCCCAUUUCAGGUGAAAGCUUUUUUGUACCAUAUAUAAUUUUCAUUGUUUGUAUUAAGUUAAAAUGUACAGUAGACACAUUGUAUUUAAAAUAAAUAUUUUUGAUCUUAACAAUUUAAUGGUAUAUUGUAACAUAUGGUAAGGCUGUUUUCGUAUUUAACAAAUAAACCAAGAACAUGUUUUUGAAAAGUC